AUGGAUCUCGAAGAAUUGGUGGAAUGCGCCAAUAUGCACUCAGAAAACCAGGGCGUAGCUACAUUGGCGAACGUGCGUAGCUACACGGUUGUCAGUCUCUCUUUCCAGAAUUUGAACAAAGUAGCUACGCAUGACUGUCUGCUCCACACUACAGUGCUCCACAUAAUGAUAUAACACCCCCUGAUUUUCGAAAAACUCAAAAAUGAGCUAUGAUAGGGAAAUGAUGUGUUUUGAAAAAAAGUUGCUUUUGAUGUAAGUUUAAAGAUAUGAACUGAAAAUUAGACUCGAUGAAGCUGAAAAUCUGAAAUUUGAUUUUUUCUGAAAAAUGGUAAAUUUUUUUCCACAUAAUGAUAUGACAUGGUGACGAAAAUCAACGAAAACGGUAAAAUGAGGGCCCAGAUGUGCUUAAUUAUUGAUUGGGGCAUCAUUUUGACCAAAUUCAUCAAGAAAAAAAAUAAUCCAUUGAGAAAUGGAGCUUAUCAAGUGAAUCUUGGUCCACUUUCAGACUUGCGUUAAUUAUGGCAACUCUGACGUAAGCUACGUUGUCGUAACAUGUGUUAUCUUCAAAAAUCUGACUUAAAACAAAUUGUCAGACGUUUUCGAUGAUGUUUCAGUCUGAAAACCCCGCAGGCCAAUCAAGAACCGUUAUUUCUUGGUCAGAUUUUCAGUGGAGUGUGCGGUUCGAACCAUGGAAGAAUGCUCAACCUUGUCGAUAAAUAACAUUUCUGACUUGGUUUUGACGGGAAAAUGGUUAAAAAACACGACGUAUCAAAAAUCUGUACUCGAAUUCAUCCAUGUUCUUCGAUUCGAAUCACAAACUCCACCGGAAUUGUGUGCUAAUGUGCGCUCACAUCAAGACUCCAUUGAUCAUACCGACCAAUAAUCUCUCAUCGACAUCUGGACCUUCAGACAGAGUUCAGCAAUGAAAAAAUUAUCGAACGUGACCGUCCGGAUGGCGAACGGGUGCAUUGGAACCCAUUUCAAAAUGAUAAGUUCCGUGUUUUGCGUCGUAACUUCAAAUGUGACGGAAUCGUGGUGUGAGCGCACAUUAGCACACAAUUCCGGUGGAGUUUGUGAUUCGAAUCGAAGAACAUGGAUGAAUUCGAGUACAGAUUUUUGAUACGUCGUGUUUUUUAACCAUUUUCCCGUCAAAACCAAGUCAGAAAUGUUAUUUAUCGACAAGGUUGAGCAUUCUUCCAUGGUUCGAACCGCACACUCCACUGAAAAUCUGACCAAGAAAUAACGGUUCUUGAUUGGCCUGCGGGGUUUUCAGACUGAAACAUCAUCGAAAACGUCUGACAAUUUGUUUUAAGUCAGAUUUUUGAAGAUAACACAUGUUACGACAACGUAGCUUACGUCAGAGUUGCCAUAAUUAACGCAAGUCUGAAAGUGGACCAAGAUUCACUUGAUAAGCUCCAUUUCUCAAUGGAUUAUUUUUUUUCUUGAUGAAUUUGGUCAAAAUGAUGCCCCAAUCAAUAAUUAAGCACAUCUGGGCCCUCAUUUUACCGUUUUCGUUGAUUUUCGUCACCAUGUCAUAUCAUUAUGUGGAAAAAAAAUUUACCAUUUUUCAGAAAAAAUCAAAUUUCAGAUUUUCAGCUUCAUCGAGUCUAAUUUUCAGUUCAUAUCUUUAAACUUACAUCUAAAAGCAACUUUUUUUCAAAACACAUCAUUUCCCUAUCAUAGCUCAUUUUUGAGUUUUUCGAAAAUCAGGGGGGUGUCAUAUCAUUAUGUGGAGCACUGUAUUUCCAUUUUUGUGUACUAUGUGGAACUUCAGAAAUCCAACUCUGUAGUUACAUAGAACGGUGUAGCUACACAAAAAAUUUGACUUUUUUCGAAAUUUUCGUAACUACAUUGUUGAUUUUCUGGAGUUCCGCAUAGUUCACAAACGUGGAAAUAGUGUGGGGCAGACAGUCUCGUAGCUACAAAAGUCUAUUCACGUAGCUACAUCGUUGUCAGGCUCUCUUUCCAGAAUUCGAACAAUGUAGCUACGCCCUGGUUUGCUGAGCAAGGAAUUCCUUGUAAGUCUAUCUUAGAAAUGUUGUGAAUUCGAUAAUUUCGAUAAUCUUACAGGUUUCCCAUCGCUUGCUUGGACAAAUGAGUGAAAUCGAAGAUGCGCCGAGUUUGAGCAAGGUAAAUGUUUAUAAUUUUUAUCGAAAAUAAAUCAUAUUGAUGAUAAAAAUCUUUAUGCCCUUUUGUGAAUUAGACAAAAAGUUGUCAUCUAAAGAUAUCAAAUUCUUACAUUAGUAACUUUUCGGUUGAAAUCGUAGUUGAGUUUGGUGAAAAAUUGGCCAAGCUUCUUCCACCUGCGUUCCUGGCUUCUAUAAAGUCACCGGGAUCUCAGACAGUUUCAGGAUUUCAUUAAAAUUCCACUCCAGGUCCCAUUAUUACUUAUAAGUUCCCGAGUCGUCUACAGGUCUCACUCCUGAAAAAUGCCCAAGUCUCUAAGUCCUUUAUUACUACUAGCAGUCUUCCGAGUCACCAGGACUAUUACCAGACUUCUAAAAAUUUCAUAGUACACUCAGAAUUGUUUCUAAACAUCUAAAAAACUGCAUAAAUCUUUUUCUAGGCUAUGCAUUCAUUAAAGUUUUCUUUCAGAGUCAAAUUCGCCUGGGAUCACACAUGUCAACGAAAAUCAAAAAAAUUCAAAGGCCCAACCAUCAACGAUCGCCUGGAUUUUAA
Molecule: messenger RNA, 2679 nt
Organism: Caenorhabditis angaria
Lineage: Eukaryota; Metazoa; Nematoda; Chromadorea; Rhabditida; Rhabditidae
Source: the annotation of a GenBank genome assembly